Aureobasidium pullulans EXF-150 is the source of this 2389-nucleotide messenger RNA. RefSeq names its product DNA repair protein RAD50. The transcript has 2 exons. Lineage: Eukaryota; Fungi; Ascomycota; Dothideomycetes; Dothideales; Saccotheciaceae. Gene Ontology annotation, biological process: transmembrane transport. The record is from RefSeq and is a predicted model, not a curated record. Bases 324 to 2168 code for a protein of 614 amino acids. Gene Ontology annotation, molecular function: transmembrane transporter activity.
CCCAGAGGCUAUUGUCUGAGAAACCUGCAUACACCUUCUGUUCACUCUGGCCUCGGUAUUCGGCACUGCGCCAUGCGGUGCUUUGAAAUCUCUAAGAACAAGUAGAGGAAAGCAUCCUCGGAGAUGUCGGCCGAGAUGGACGGAGACGGACACGGGUUUUAAAUGGCUGGCCGAGAUGCCGUAGAGGGGGGCGCGUUUGACGCCAUUUACGCAUCCUCUGCAAAACAAAAUCAAAGAGUCAUGCUGCUCUAUUUCCAUGCUCCUCCUUUGACACCUGGAACACCCAGUCGCCUUCCGACAUAACCACUCAAUCCUGUGUCACCAUGAGCGACGCAGCCCGACGUGACGAGGUCACCCGAGAAGAAGCAGCCGCAGAGGCUGGCCCUGGAGCCGCAACCACGAAUAAUGUACCGGCCAACCAACUCUCUGAAGACAUCGAAAACAACAGCACGUCUUCAGUAUCGACCAAACACGACGAUGUACCCACGCAAGAUAGACCACAAUUGGAGCGCAAGGACUCGACACCAUUGGAAGAGAGAUCAAAGGGCAAGAUUGCUCUCAUCAUGACUGCGCUGGGAAUGGCCGUUUUCCUCGCUGCUCUCGAUGUCACCAUUAUCACGACCGCUCUACCUACCAUUUCCGAAUACUUCCAUUCAGCCGCUGGAUACACAUGGAUUGGUUCAGCAUAUCUACUAGGAAAUGCUUCAAGUGUGCCAUUGUGGGGCAAGAUUUCCGACAUCUUUGGGCGAAAGCCUAUCUUGAUCGUCGCAAACUUGAUGUUCCUUAUUGGAUCACUCAUUGCUGCUCUGGCCAACAGUAUCGGCAUGCUCAUCGCCGCUCGAGCCAUUCAAGGUGUCGGCGGUGGUGGUCUGGUCACCCUCGUCAAUAUCUGCAUCAGUGACCUGUUCAGUCUGAGGAGAAGAGGUGCGUACUUUGGUAUCAUCGGAGGUGUAUGGGCAUUGGCAUCGGCUAUUGGACCUGUCAUUGGUGGUGUGUUUACUGAGAAGGUAUCUUGGCGAUGGUGUUUCUACAUCAACCUACCUCUUGAUGGAGCCGCUCUGGUUAUCAUCUUCUUCUUCCUCGACUUGAAGACUCCCAAGACUCCUCUGUGGGAAGGUCUGAAGGCCAUUGACUGGAUCGGAGCCUUGCUCGUUAUUGGUGGCGUACUCAUGUUCUUGUUCGGUCUUGAAUACGGUGGUGUCACCUAUCCUUGGGACUCUGCUACUGUCCUCUGCCUGAUCAUCAUGGGUGUCUUCACCAUGUGUUUGUUCAUCAUCAACGAGUGGAAGUUCGCCAAAUCGCCCGUCAUGCCGCUUCGCAUCUUCCAGAAUCAGAGCAACAUCGCUGUUCUCGGUGUAUGUGCCAUUCAUGGUAUGGUCUUCAUCUCGGCUUCAUACUACUUGCCUCUGUACUUCCAGGCUGCACGCGGAGCCACACCUCUCUUGUCAGGUGUCUACAUCCUUCCACAGGCCCUGUCUCUGUCAUUCGCCUCCAUGGCCACCGGUAUCUUCAUUCGCAAGACUGGUCAAUACCUACCCGCAAUCUGGUUCGGCAUGGUCUUCCUUGUACUAGGCUUCGGUCUCUUUGUCGACUUUACAGCCGACAGCGGAUGGGCAAAACUGAUCAUCUACCAGAUCAUUGCAGGAAUAGGAAUUGGUCCCAACUUCCAAGCCCCCCUCAUCGCCCUCCAAACAAACGUCCAGCCCAGAGAUAUCGCCACUGCCACGGCAACCUUCGGCUUCGUCCGCCAAAUCUUCACCUCAAUCUCCGUAGUGAUCGGCCAAGUCGUAUACCAAAAUCAGAUGAACACGAAAACCGCCCGCCUGGUCGCCGCUCUAGGCCCCCAAACCGCCUCCCAACUCACAGGAGGAGGUGCAGGCGCUAAUGUCGAGUUGGUAGAUAAUCUGCCCUCUGGACAAAAGCAGGUCGCGCAGACGGCAUUCGCGCAGAGUUUGCAUCCCAUGUGGAUCAUGUAUGUGUGUUUUGCUGCUGUGGGGUUGGUGGUGAGUGCGUUCAUCAAGAAGAAGGAAUUGAGUAAGAAGCAUACGGAGACAAAGACUGGACUUGAUGUCCAAAGGGCGAAUGCUGAGGCGCAGAAGAUGGAGGAUGCGGAGAAGAAGGCCGCAAAGGGGAGGAAGAUGCAAGAUCCUGAGAAGGGUGAAGCGUAAAAGCGUCCCUUUAUGAAGGAGAGAGAGAGAAAAGGAGUUUUUGGAUUUUUCUUGCAUUUUCCGGCGGCGCAUCAACUGCGUAUACCUUUUUUGAUACCAUAGCGAUGUCUGGCAUGACGGGAUGUAAAAUCGCAUCUCGAUUUCAUCCCAGGGGUUCCAGCAUACUUCCUCUGCAUCUUUUAGAAGUUUCCUAAUUAAUCACAUCUUCACUUUCAAACAAC